Molecule: messenger RNA, 1677 nt
Organism: Hyphopichia burtonii NRRL Y-1933
Lineage: Eukaryota; Fungi; Ascomycota; Pichiomycetes; Serinales; Debaryomycetaceae
Gene: PSP1
Product: Psp1p
Exons: 1
Cellular component (GO): cytoplasm
Source: RefSeq, a predicted model, not a curated record
AUGAAUUUCAAUUAUCCAGAUUUCUUGAAUAAUCCGAAUCCGGGUAAUAAUCAAUCGAAAAAUCAAAAUGAUCAACCAGUUCAAGAAGAUCCAUUAAAUAACAAUCAUUUUAAUGAUAUUCUAUUUAAAAAAUUAUCGAAUUUAGAACUUGAUCCAAAUGUUCAACAGCCUCAACAUAACUAUCAAUAUUUUGAUAAUCAAUACAAUUAUUCAAAUGAAGAUAAAAUGUAUUUAAAUACUCAUCCUCCAUUUGCUUCUAAUUUUAACUUUCAGUUUCUACCAGAAUCUUUUAAUUUACCUUUAGAAUUACAAGGUGGUAUAGGUACAAUUUCUUCCAGAAGACCCUCUUAUGCUGCUGAAUCUUUCACUAGAUCUUUCAUAACUCCACCUCCUUCAAAUUCUUUAGAUAUUCAAAAUCCAAAAAAUUCUUUGGCAUCGUUUGCUGCGGCUAAUAAUUUUAAUAACCUACCUCAACAACUUCUGCAACAGCAACAGCAGCAGCAGCAGCAGCAACAACAACAGCAACAACAGCAGCAACAACAGCAGCAGCGUCGUCCAAGUCAACUAGUCAACUUUACUUCAUACUCCAAUGAACCAAAAGAUUUAAUUAAAUUAGAAAAUGGACUCAUUUUAAAAGAUCAAUACAUAAUGGCUUCACAAGAUUUAAGAAACCUCUUCAAUAAAACAACAAAAUACUUUCAAGAUGUUAAUUUAAGUCAAACGAUUAUAAAUAAUUUGAAGACCUUAUUAAAUAAUCCAACAAUUAUCAAAUUGAUUAACUUUAUUAAGAAUUUAAACAACUUAAAUUUCAAUAAUAAAAUGCUCUGUCUAGUUAUCAAUAAAAAUGGGAAGUUUGAUUUACUAAGUUAUCCAAAUAAUUCCAAUAUUUUUCUACAAAAAAAUGAUUUAGUUAUUGUUGAUGGUGAUAGAGGGAAAGAUUUAGUAAUGAUAUUAGAACCUUUUAUUAAUCUAAAUUUCGCCAUCUUAUUCAAUUUUUUGAAAAAAUUUGAACAUUUGAAAUCAUUAACCAUUAUUGAUAAUCAAAAUAUUUCAAUUAAGAAAAAUUCUGGUGGUACCCAUUCAACUUUAAUAAAUGCAUCGUCAAUAAUUAAUAAUCAUUCAAAUGAAGAUAAUGAAUUCAUUAUAACUCUUCCAACAAAACAAGUAUUGAGGUUUGCAACUCCAAAAGAAAUUCAUAAAAUAAGUGGCAAAUUCUUAGAAGAGAAAAAAGCUUAUAUUACUUGCUUUAAUAAAAUAAAAGAAUUAAAUUUGAAUAAUGAUUUAGAAUUAAUUAAUGUUGAAUAUCAAUCAGAUUUUAAAAAAUUAAUCUUUUAUUAUUUUGCUAAUUUUAAAAGAAUUGAUUUUAGAAAUUUAAUCAAAGAAUUAUUUAAAAUUUAUAAAACUAGAAUUUGGUUAUGUGCGGUUUUACCAUUUAAUAAACCAAAAUUGUUUGUCAUUGGUAAUUUGAAAUCAGUACCUUCAAAUAAUGAUUCAAUAGUUCCAAAAGAAUAUGAUUUAUCAAAUGAGCAAAUUUUAAAUUUUUCAAUUAAUGAAUUUAAUAAUUUAAAUGAUUCAAAUUAUUUCCACCUGAAAAAUUUAUUCUACUUAAUUAAUCAUUUAGAAAAUGAAAUUAAUGGAAAUUUUUACGGUUUUAAUGAUAUUAAUUCAAAUGAUAAC